UCUAACCCAUUUAAACGGCUAGAUGGUUAAUUGUUUAUCAUGGUCACUGGCUUCUAUUAUGUUAAGUGUAAAUCAGACCUAAUUCGAGAGUUUAGAAUGCAUAGGUACCUUAAUGUGCAAAAGAAAAUAUUUACCAAAAAGUUAAAACUGAUACGUAAAAUCUAGACCCACGCAGGUAGUCAUAGUCUCAUACCGCAAUUGGACCGCCCAAAGUACCAGCGCUCUCUCCUCCAUUAUAUGCCGAGUCCCGAGUACCUCUUACGAUCGUGUCGAUCUUAUAGUUGGUUCGUACUGUUUUGAUUAUUUGAGCGGCAAGGAACACGUGGCAGUGAUCAAUUGUACCUUUUUGUUCGUUGAAUGUAUAUACUCAUAUAACUCAUCAACCGACAACCAUUACUACGUGAGUGAGACGUGCCAUCAGCACAACCGUUCUUUUUUUUUUUUACUGCAAAUAAUUAACUGGAGAUGAAUGAUAUAUCAUAUAUGUUCAAACUAAUGUGGCAUUUACUGGUAAAAUUUAAGUCACUUCCAGAGUAUAUAUAGACUAUAGUAGCACAUGAGUAUGCAUGUACAUGCAUCAAAUUUGACAACCAAAACCCAUGGCGUAUCUAUCUACAACUCUGAAAGCGGUUUCUCCCUUUUCACCAUUUGUAAAAAAACAUAACCCCAAUAGUAAUAAUAAUAAUGCCCUGCUCGCUUAGCACACACCCAACUCUUCUACAUCCAAACGAGGAGAUCAGUGAUUCACAAGGAACAGAUGUUCGUGGCUGUUCACGGUGUACCAGUUCCGGUUGAGAGUUCCUGGAGACUUCCCUUGUCGGAUGUUGUGGUGGUGAGAAAGAAGAGUGCAUUUUUGGAAAGGAGUUGGAAUUCUAGGGACGUGAGAAAGCUAGUCAGAGUCGUUGGGGUUCAUUUGCUAAGCCUCUUGGCUCCAUUUCACUUCAACUGGUCAGCCUUUAAGCUUUGCCUUUGGCUCAGUGUGAUCAUUGGAAUCUGCAUCACCUUGUCUUAUCAUAGGAAUCUUUCUCACCGAAGUUUCAAUCUACCGAAAUGGCUUGAGUAUCUAUUUGCUUAUGGCGGCGUUCUGGCUUUUCAGGGAGCCCCAAUAGAGUGGGUGAGCAACCAUCGGUACCAUCAUAAACAUUGUGAUACACAACGUGACCCACACAGCCCUACACAAGGGUUUUGGUUUAGCCACAUAACGUGGAUAUUUGAUACUGGUUCUAUCUUCAAUCUGUGUGGUGGAUAUGAGAAUGCAAAUGACCUUGUGAGAGAGCCCUUUUACAGGUUUCUUCACCGAACCUUCGUUUUGCAUUUAAUGGCAUAUGCGCUUCUGCUCUAUUUAUGUGGAGGCGUGCCCUUCCUCGUUUGGGGAAUUGGUGUGGCAACUGUGGCUCGACUCCACGCGACUUUUCUGGUGAACUCAGUUUGCCAUAUAUGGGGAACACGAGCUUGGAACACACCUGACUUCUCCAAAAACAAUUGGUGGGUAGCGAUUUUAACACUUGGCGAUGGUUGGCAUAACAAUCAUCAUGCGUUCCAGUUCUCGGCUAGGCAUGGACUCGAGUGGUGGCAGCUCGACGUUAAUUGGUGUCUCAUUAGGUUUCUUGAGGCUAUUGGUUUGGCCACUAACGUAAAGUUACCUACUGAAGCUCAAAAGAAGAGAAUGGCUUUGAUCUGAUCCUUAAUAUAUAGUUAAUUCCCUGCAUAAAUUA
This is a messenger RNA of Brassica napus (rape), 1715 nucleotides long. Its product is annotated as probable lipid desaturase ADS3.2, chloroplastic. The record is from RefSeq and is a predicted model, not a curated record. Gene Ontology annotation, cellular component: endoplasmic reticulum membrane. Gene Ontology annotation, molecular function: oxidoreductase activity, acting on paired donors, with oxidation of a pair of donors resulting in the reduction of molecular oxygen to two molecules of water. Gene Ontology annotation, biological process: lipid metabolic process. The transcript is spliced from 5 exons. The coding region runs from base 758 to 1681 and encodes 307 amino acids. NCBI's taxonomy places the organism in Eukaryota, Viridiplantae, Streptophyta, Magnoliopsida, Brassicales, Brassicaceae.